AAAUUGUUCAAGCAACAAAAUCAUGUAUCUCAAUAAUGACAACAAUUUUACAAAACAAUGUGAGCUUCUAGAAAAAGUUGGAAAAGAGACGUGUAUACUACCGCAGCUUUCUUGUUGUUCAAUUAUAAUGGAUCCCUUCGGUUUGUCGAUAUAGGGUCAAAUGUGCAAUACUUGGAUUACAUCCACAUUAUGAGGACCAAUUCGCAUGAUCUAGGAUUAACCGUUGAUCUGGCGUGUCCGCAUACGUCAGACCUCUUCGAUGUCAUGUCUAGUAAUCACUUUUUCAAUGCCUCAUACGAGUGGUUAAUGUUUGAACACACAUCGCUUCAACAUGCGAAGGAUCAACUGUGUCAUCGAAAUCUUAACGUUGACUCACGUGUGACUUUAGCCGUGGAUAACAACCAACGAGAACGCAUACCUUACCUGGACUAUUCCGUGGUAGUCGGAACGCAUGUUAUCAUGAUUGUCUUUCGUCAUCCGAAACGUAAUGCUGGCCAGAAUGCUUUUCUGCAACCUUUCGACCCGAACUUAUGGUUUACAAUACUUGCGACAGUGGCCGUUUCAUCGGUAAUCCUUGGUGGGGCUUUUAGACUGGAAUCGAAAUUAGCCAAAACAUCUAGGGAAUAUUUUCUCACCAUCUUCGGAUUCAUAUGUCAGCAAGGUUACGAUGGUACAACAUCGAUGAUUUCUACGAGACUGAUCACUUUUGCUAUGCUCCUAUUUUCAUCAUUGAUGUAUCAGUUCUAUUCAACGUUCAUUAUUGGAUCCCUUUUGGCGCCACCCCCGAAGUACUUGAAAACGGCUCGUCAACUUAUCGAUAGUAACAUUCAAGUCACAAUGGAGAAUUUGUUUUAUAAUUGGGAUUUUUAUAAUAGAACCAAGGAUCCGGCUGCUAUCGAAAUGUUUACCAGGAAAAUUAUGCGAAGUACGGAGAAACCUACGAACAUCACUCACGGACUGGAAUUAAUAAGAAAAGGUGGUUACGCGAUCCAAUGCGAUACUGGGUACACGUAUCCUAUCAUAAAAGACACUUUCACGGAUGACGAGAUAUGCGAUCUGCAGGAGAUUCUUAUAUCACCUCACCGACCUUUACACAUCCCACUAGAAAAGGGAUCCCCACUGAAGCAGUAUUUUCGGGUUACGUUGCGAAAGCUAAUCGAGAGUGGUUCCGGAGGGUACUAUAAUCGAGAGUACUUCAGUCAAAAACCACUGUGCCCGAACGAUGCUUUGAAAACCAUGCAGAUCGAUAUUCAACAAGUGGCUAGUAGUUUUGCUUUCUUGGCUCUGGCAAUGGUGGUCAGUUUGAUGUUGGUAGUUCUCGAACGGAUCCCCUUCCGUUUUUGGAGUCAGAAGAAUUUGUGGGAGUUUGUGAACUAAUUAUUUUCAUUUUUAAAUUGCUGAUCUACUGGAUAAGUAUAUGUGAUUU
This is a messenger RNA of Topomyia yanbarensis, 1426 nucleotides long. Its product is annotated as ionotropic receptor 75a-like. The transcript has 6 exons. Lineage: Eukaryota; Metazoa; Arthropoda; Insecta; Diptera; Culicidae. Bases 190 to 1377 code for a protein of 395 amino acids. The record is from RefSeq and is a predicted model, not a curated record.